AAAUUUCCUUCAGUAAGCAGAACGUGUGGCUUUGGCCUAUGAGUAGUUUUCUCUUCUCAUGGCAAUGUGGUCAACGGUACCUUACCCUUCGAUUCUCAAACCCUCGACGCACGUUCUACUCAGCAGAACAGACAUAUAAAGGCCACAACCAAUGCAUUUGUCUACAGUCUCACAGAGAUGUGGAAACUCACACUUCUUUCUUUUGUCGCUCUUUCACUUGGAACAAACAUCGUCGUCACAAACGAUGAUGGCUGGGCGGUUGCCAUGAUUCGUGCUCAAAAUGAUGCAUUGAGGGCUGCUGGUUAUCGCACUAUUCUUUCAGCUCCAGCGGAUAACAGGUCGGGUACUGGUUCAUCCUCUGCCCCUCCGACCCCCCUAGAACAGCCAUGUCAGUUCGAUACCUGCCCGGCGGGCUCCCCGCCCGAGGGUUCAGAUGCAGAUGAUCCGACCAUUAAUUACGUCCACGCAUUCCCUGUCGAUUCUGUCCGGUUUGGUAUACAAACUUUAGCCCCAAAAUACUUUGGACGUGCGCCUGACUUUGUUGUCAGUGGUCCGAAUGUUGGAAAUAACCUGCAAUCGCUCGGCGGCUCUGGAACAGUAGGCGCAGCAACGGAAGCAUCCCGUGAAGGUAUUCCUUCCGUCGCAUUUUCGGCCUCAAGCUCUUCCAUCCAAUCUGUUUCUUUCACCACUCUCACAUCCGAUCCAAAUUCGAGCGGCUCCCGUGCGGCACGUCUUUACGCUCGACUUACCGUAAAGUUCACGGACGCUCUACUAGCGGGACGGGGGCCCAUCCUACCCCGCAAUAUCAGUGUCAACGUGAACUUCCCUGCAGUAACAACUAGUUGUGCCGAUCUGUCAGACUUCCAGUUCGUACUGACACGGGUUGCUCCCGACCCUGGGGCUACGGACGUGAAUACGUGUGGGACAACUCAUCUUCCAGGCGAGGCCAGUGUCAUUGCACGCUCAGACUGCUUUAUUAGCGUUAGUGUUAUGGAUUCCCGUACAAAGGAGGACGUCAGCGCUGCCACGCAAGCCACUGUUCUUGGAAGAAUUUCAGGUUUGCUCACAUGUCUUCCCAACUGAUGAUCUCUUUACUACUCCGCCUCAACGAUGGGAUUGUAUGAUCCAGAUACUCGAGCUUUUUAUCUUCAAUUUUAUGACAUCUUCGGUGCCAGAGUUUCAUACAGUUUCGGACGUGAACAAAAAAAAACCAACGUCAAUCGUUUGCCAGAUGCGUAGGCGAAAACGGGCUAGAUUCCGUACCCAACAGCACGUCUGAUCGCGCAUGUUAUACGAACAGAAGGCUGGAUCGUUCCAUCCCCC
Marasmius oreades (fairy-ring Marasmius) is the source of this 1323-nucleotide messenger RNA. RefSeq lists its product as uncharacterized. The record is from RefSeq and is a predicted model, not a curated record. Lineage: Eukaryota; Fungi; Basidiomycota; Agaricomycetes; Agaricales; Marasmiaceae. Gene Ontology annotation, molecular function: nucleotidase activity. The transcript has 5 exons. Bases 178 to 1083 code for a protein of 301 amino acids.